Molecule: messenger RNA, 1238 nt
Organism: Durio zibethinus
Lineage: Eukaryota; Viridiplantae; Streptophyta; Magnoliopsida; Malvales; Malvaceae
Product: NAC transcription factor 25-like
Biological process (GO): regulation of DNA-templated transcription; system development
Molecular function (GO): DNA binding
Source: RefSeq, a predicted model, not a curated record
AAUAGUCUUCAAACGCAAACACCAUAUAUUUCAUGACAAUUAGAAAGAAAAUUUUAAAUCAAAGGUAAAAUCCAGCAAAUUAAUGGAAAGUACGGAUUCAUCAUCAGCCUCGCCUCACCCGCAACUCCCGCCAGGGUUCCGAUUCCACCCGACUGACGAAGAGCUAGUAGUUCACUACCUCAAAAGGAAGGUUGCUUCUGCUCCUCUACCUGUUACAAUUAUAGCAGAAGUUGAUCUUUACAAGUUUGAUCCAUGGGAGCUGCCAAGUAAGGCGACCUUUGGAGAGCAAGAGUGGUAUUUUUUUAGUCCUAGAGACAGGAAAUAUCCGAAUGGCGCAAGGCCUAAUAGAGCUGCAACUUCUGGUUAUUGGAAAGCCACAGGGACCGAUAAGCCGAUUGUAACUUCUAAUGGAAAUCAAAAGGUUGGAGUCAAAAAAGCUCUAGUAUUCUAUCGAGGCAAGCCUCCAAAAGGGAUUAAAACAAAUUGGAUCAUGCAUGAAUAUCGCCUUGUCAACAAUAAUUCUACUUCAAAGCCACUAAUUGUUGAUGUACACAACAGGAAAGUUUCUUUACGGCUUGAUGAUUGGGUUUUAUGCCGGAUUUACAAGAAGAAUAAUACCCAAAGACGGACGGAGAGGGGCAAAGACUAUACCAUGGAGGGCGUGCAAGCAACACUGCCAACUUCUAGCCAUCAAAACCCAAGACUUCCAACAUCGAAAGCCACAAGUUAUGGUUCAACGCUAGAACAUGAAGAGAAUUUCUUUGAAGGGAUAUUAAAAGGAGAAGGCAUGCAAAACAGUUCCAUUUCACAAAUAGCUGCGUCUUCAAGUUCAAAGCAAAAUCUUUCCAUGGCCUUAGCUGCUAGUACAACAAACUCAGGCCUUGUUAAACGUGCACUUCCUCCACAGAACUGGAUUCAACCAAAUUCAAUAGAGUCACAGUCCUGCAAAAGAUUCCAGGGUGAUCUAAAUAGUAGUAACACAGCUGGCAUCGAUGAUACCAACUCAUUUGUUUCUUUUCUCAAUCACCUACCUCAAAACGCUCCAUUUCACCCUGGCACGCUCGUUGGAUCUCUUGGCGACCGGCAAAAGUUUAUACUUGCUAGCUUGAAUUGGAACUCUUAGUUUGGGUUCCAAUUCAAGGCCUUGAUUGAUGUAACUUGUAAGUGUAACUAAUUAAACAUACAUCUCUGUUAUAAUAUGUGCAAUGGUUCAAGCAGGAUAACCAAGGUUAUGGGGG